AUGAGAAGUGCCCACCAAUUAAUAACUCAAUUUGAACUUAAUGGUUUUACUCUGCCUUAAAUGGAAAAGAACAUGUGUAUAACCUUUCUGAAGGAUCUACUCUAAUAAAAUCCUAUUGAUAUGGAAUUCAUACUUGCAAAUACUUCACCAUCACCAUAAGAAAAGAAAUUAUUAACAACGAAAUCAAAUAUCCUCCAUCUACUAAAGGAAGACAAAGAUCCAUCUAUAAUCUAACCUAUAUUUGAUUAUAGUCAACUAGAAAAUCUAAUACCUAAGAAAAAUAGAAACAAAAUCAAUGAAAUAAAAACAAAAGUGGAAACAUUGCUUAAUAGUAAUAACAUAGAUCCUCCAUUGACUAUUAAAAAAAGGUAUUUUAUAAACUAUUUAUAUUAGAUGGUGGACAGAAGAAGAAGAUUAACAACUAAAAGAAUUAGUAACACAGCAUGGAGCAAAAAAUUGGAAAAAAAUAGCAUCUUAUUUUGAAGAAAGAACAGAUGUAUAAUGUUUACAUAGAUGGCAAAAAGUGUUAAAUCCUGAUUUAGUUAAAGGUCCUUGGACUUAAGAUGAAGAUGAAUUAUUAAUAAAAUUAGUAACAAAUUAUGGUCCUAAAAAUUGGAGUUAAAUUGCUAAGCANUAUGCAUUUCUUAUCUAAAUUUUCUGCAUAAUUAGAAUAUUAUUCCAAAUUAUAAAUAUUAAAGACAUAUUUCUAGACUAAAUUUAACUUCAUUUUAUUAUUUACAUAUUGAAUAACUCUUAUAUAUUUAAAAUUAAGUUAUUUAUUAUAUUUAUCUUUUAAAUUUUACUUUUAUUAAGUUCAACUCAUCUUAAUUUCAAUAUUUAAAAAAGUUGUAGUUUAACCAAUUUAAUCCUUUACUAAAUUAUUUUGUUAAAAUAUAAUUUUUGA
This is a messenger RNA of Paramecium sonneborni, 904 nucleotides long. The record is from the annotation of a GenBank genome assembly. NCBI's taxonomy places the organism in Eukaryota, Ciliophora, Oligohymenophorea, Peniculida, Parameciidae.